Molecule: messenger RNA, 771 nt
Organism: Aspergillus campestris IBT 28561
Lineage: Eukaryota; Fungi; Ascomycota; Eurotiomycetes; Eurotiales; Aspergillaceae
Gene: med7
Product: mediator complex subunit MED7
Exons: 2
Coding region: 1-771 (256 amino acids)
Biological process (GO): regulation of transcription by RNA polymerase II
Cellular component (GO): mediator complex; core mediator complex
Molecular function (GO): transcription coregulator activity
Source: RefSeq, a predicted model, not a curated record
AUGGCCGACGGACAGCAGCGAGCGCUGACCACGGCCUUUGCUCCACCACCUCCGUUAUGGAAACAUUUCACGCCAGACAACCUCAAAAAGCUGGAACAGAUCAAGAAAGAAGCGUCUAAGGGCGAGGAUGGGAAACCACAGAAGAAUAAGUGGACCGCUACGGAAUUGCGCUCGCUGGACCUCCCCCCAGAGCUGCGUCUCCUCGUGCCUCCCGACAUUCCUACGUCAGGACAAUACAGUGUUUUCGGAGAGGUCCAAAAUCUUUCAACCGCCCUCCCCGAGUUAAAAGACCAAGGCAUCACCCAGCUUUACCCCUCUUCCGGCGGGGAAGCCGACCGCGAACCGUCUUCCGAACCAGCGCGACCGUUGAACCACGCCCACUACCUCCUCAAAAUCAGCAAGUCCCUCCUUCUCAACUUCCUCGAGUUUGUCGGCGUACUCUCGGUCACGCCUGAGCAAUACGAGUCCAAAGUGGAGGACCUGCGCAACUUGUUCGUCAAUGCGCAUCACCUGUUGAACCUUUACCGGCCGCACCAAGCCCGGGAGUCCCUGAUUACAAUGAUGGAAGAACAACUGAGUCGCACCCGGGAGGAGAUUCAAGAGAUGGACAAGCUCAAGGCCGAGGUCACGAGUGCGCUGGACCGACUCAAGGCCCAAGGAAUCGACGUGGAUGCUACUGUCGACGAAGAGACCAGGAAGGCCACAGCAGCCGCCAAGCCACCGCAGGACAACUCGAAGCUAAUCUGGGAUCUGUUGGACGACGCCAAUUGA